AUGGACUCCGCGUCGCCCCACUCUGACGACGCACCCCAGGGACCCGCUGCCGGCUCCCCGUCCGACUUCCUCAAGAACAUCGUCGGAAAGAAGGUCAAGGUCCGCAUUGGAAGCGGCAUCGAUUACCACGGACUGCUCACCUGCCUCGAUGGCUACAUGAACGUUGCGCUUGAGGAGACCGAGGAGUGGGCCCAGGGACGGUUGAUCGCCAAGUACGGCGACACCUUCCUUCGCGGCAACAACGUGCUGUACAUCUCCGCUCUCGAGGACUUCUAA
Messenger RNA from Trichosporon asahii var. asahii CBS 2479, 276 nucleotides. Its product is annotated as u6 snRNA-associated sm-like protein lsm6. Gene Ontology annotation, cellular component: nucleolus; U6 snRNP; U4/U6 x U5 tri-snRNP complex. The transcript is spliced from 3 exons. The record is from RefSeq and is a predicted model, not a curated record. The coding region runs from base 1 to 276 and encodes 91 amino acids. Gene Ontology annotation, biological process: maturation of SSU-rRNA; mRNA splicing, via spliceosome. Lineage: Eukaryota; Fungi; Basidiomycota; Tremellomycetes; Trichosporonales; Trichosporonaceae. Gene Ontology annotation, molecular function: RNA binding.